Molecule: messenger RNA, 4725 nt
Organism: Larimichthys crocea (large yellow croaker)
Lineage: Eukaryota; Metazoa; Chordata; Actinopteri; Sciaenidae
Product: TSC22 domain family protein 2
Exons: 4
Coding region: 723-3113 (796 amino acids)
Biological process (GO): regulation of transcription by RNA polymerase II
Source: RefSeq, a predicted model, not a curated record
CGCAGAGUACCUACCCACGAUGCAGCGCGGCUGCAUACAACAUAGCCAUCUUGUCAAGAGUGACUGAGUGAGGGAGGUAACUGUGGGCGCUGUUUAGAUCCUCAUUUGUUUCAAAGCGUGAAAUUUAACAGCGGUUUCUUUUUCUUUUUUUUCCCCCCCCAACCUCGACCGUGAAGCGAGUGUCGCCACCGAAAGACUCGAAGCUGGUGAAGCGAGCCGCUACGCAGGACUGCUUUCGGGAAGAUGUCUCACAUACUUGUUCCGACGUAGGGGGAGUGUUCAGCAGCCACUUGGCUUGACUUGCUGGCUAGCUCAGUGAGUGGAGGGCUGCGGGCCCUCCUCAGCCUAAAGUAGCUCCUGCAGCUGGGUAACACACUCUGCGACAACGGACGUUUGACAACUGCACAACCGGGACAUUGGCAGGCCGGUCCGGGCGACGCCGGAUCAAACGACGCAAAAGGCGGCAGAUAUCCGCGUCUAAAGCCGCGUUGCUGGACAAGAACGAGACGAAAGUGAAGCAUUUGGCGUUAUGAGCUCAUGAAACGCAACAGGAGACCGAGAGAGGAAAAGGGAUGGCGUAGAUUCAUCUUGAUCACAAGCUAAGUAAAACAGAUGUUUUAACAUGAUCUGAGCUUUUUCCAAACUUGCCAGCCCAGCUCGUCCCUUUCUGACGGAGGUAUCAAAACAUAGCCAUAGCACAACUUGGAAAUCGGGCUGUCAAUAUGUCUAAAAUGCCGGCCAAGAAGAAGAGCUGUUUUCAGAUCACAAGUGUGACUCAGGCCCAGGUGGCGGCUAUAGGUGCCGCCGACGACACGGAGAGUCUGGACGAUCCGGACGAGUCACGGACUGAAGAUGUGUCGUCGGAAAUCUACGACAUGUCUCGGGCUGAGUACGAGCCUGCGUGUGACAGAAGUUCAUCCGAAGAAGCUCUGAAUAACGUCGGAGAGCCAGAGGCAGUCAGUGUUAUGGCGCCUUCACACAUACCUCACCCCGGUCAGUUGUCUGCGCUGUCAAGCAAUCCCAUUGGGGAGUUUCUCAAAGUGACUCAAGGUGGUCAGCAGCAGCAGCAGCAGCAGCAGCAGCAGCAGCAGCCGGGCGUCACACCUGGUUUACCCCUUCUCACCCAGCCCGGGGCGAUGCAGCAACAGUCUGCAUCUGCAGCCAGCGUGUCAACCAACACAUCCCAACCUGCUGCAGUGACCGGUUCAGCUGCUGCUGCUGCUGCUGCUUCACCCGCCCCCACCUCCACGGUGAGUUGCACUUCACGCUUCAGGGUCAUUAAACUCGAUCACGGUACUGGAGAACCCUUUCGAAGAGGCAGGUGGACGUGUACGGAGUUUUACGAGAAAGACUCCGAGGGCUCUGUUGUUGGCAGGACUGUAGAUAGCAUAAGGCACGCCAGUGCAACGCUGGACCCUGCUGCAGACAGAGACAGUGGGCUUGGGCACACUGGAGGAUCUGUGGUUGCCCCGGCAACGCAUUCAGGUCAGGGCUUGAGCUCCGUGGCGGAUGCUUCUCUCUCGUCACCCCGCAUGCAUCCAGUGGAGACACUACCGCAGCAGCAGCAGCAGCAGCAGCAAAUCCAGCAUCAAAACUACAGCGCUUGGCAACAGGGUGUCAGUGGGUCGACCGCACAGAGCGUUUUCUCCAGCAGCAAGCCUACACCUGUCCAAGCUCAGCCGACAGUCGUAGGUCUCCAGCCUUCUGCUCCCCAGACUGGGCUGCCUGUCGGACAAAACGGCCUGCCUCAGCCUGGUGUCCUCUUACAGAAGUCGCCCAUCAUGCCUCCUUCAGCCCAACCCAUUGCUUACCCUCCACAGCAACAGCCGCUUCCUAUGGGCCACCACCUGAGCAGUCAGUCGGAGUACUAUCAGCAACAACAGCCCACUUCCAUGCAGCCAGGUCUUGCCACUGGUCAGUCCCUCCCAGUGUCCAGCCUUGCUGCAGGGCCACAGCCCAUAGGACAAGGGCCCGCUUCUGUCUUGUCCCAAACCUCUGGAGGGGCUUCUGUGCCAAGUCAGGUUGGAGAUGUUGCAGGAGCAGGAGGGGGAUCUGUACCUACCGGACAGCCAGCCCCGGGUCUCUUGCAGCAGCAGCAGCAGCAGACUGGAGGAAUGGGAGGUGUUGGAGGCUCCAUACUGACUGCUGGAUCCACUUUGCAGCAGCAGCAGACCGUGAGUCAGUAUGCAGCCGCUGGACAGCCUCAACCCCACGGCCUCCACCCUACAUCCUCCAGUGUACAAAAUGUGCCUGCCAUCGCAGCGAGCUCUAGUGUGCCCACCACUGUGCCCGCUGCUGUGCCCAGUGCCUCCGGUGCAGCCAUGCCAAAUGUGACAACCUCCAGUUUGCCUCCAGGUCAGAUACUCCACAGCAAGACUCCCGUGGCUUUGGGGGCGCAAGGCCUCCCAACAACUGCAUUUGGACAUUCUGAGGGUGCUGGUGGCGGCGGCGGAAAGUCAGAGGUCCUCGUCAACGCACAGUCUCCUGUCGUCUCUGGAAAGGAACCAGUGAAGCCCUUCAUGCCCGAGAGCCUGCAGCUCGCCACUCCAACCGUCAACAGCCUGUUUGGAAUCCACAUACCUGUCGACGGGGAAGUGGACAGGAACCCUUCCAAGGCUUUCUACCAGGCCUUCCAGUCUGGCAGCAGAUUAAGGGACUCAAAGGCCCACAGCGAUAGGGCCUCUGGAACCAAUGUUGCUGCCAUUGAUAAUAAAAUUGAACAGGCAAUGGACCUGGUGAAAAGCCAUCUGAUGUAUGCAGUGCGCGAAGAGGUGGAGGUCUUAAAGGAGCAGAUCAAGGAGCUGUACGAGAGGAACUCUGUGCUGGAGAGGGAGAACGCUGUGUUGAAAUCUCUGGCCAACAGCGAGCAGCUGUCUCAGCUGUCCACCCAGUCGGCCACAAGCUCCAGCACCACGCCUCCCCAGCAAGGACUCAGCCAGCCUCCACAGCAGGCCCAGCCUCCACAGCAGGCCCAGCCUCCGCUUCAACAAGUGCAGAAUCAGCCACAGCCGCAGCCACACCCCCAGCUCCAGCACCACCCCAAACCCCAGCAGCUCCAGACUCAGCUCGAUCCCAGCCAACAACAACUGCAACCCAACGUCACCUCCGCUUGAAGUGCAUCUGCCCUGCUUCGCACAGGGCAGAAAAAAGAAAAAAAGAAAAAAGAAGAGCAUCUUCUCUACAACUUAUUACAAUUUAGUGUAUGUGAAAUUUAAAAGAAGAAAAAAACUUUGUCUUCUUAGCCACCAGCUUGACCACAAAGUACAGUGCUUGUGUGUAUGUGUGUGUCAGAAUGGGUUAGAAGCAAGUGUGACUGUGUAAUGAAAGUGUGUAUGCAUCUGUACUGUGGGCCUUUCCAGUGUUAAUGCAAUCAUCAAAAGAGAGAAAGAGAGAGAGAGAGUUUGACAGAGAAAGUGUGUGUAGAGUGUCAGGGAAGGUCAGGGUGUUUCUUCUUCUCCCCCAUCUUGGCUUUGUUCCCGGAUUGGUCGACUGCUGGGUCCAAGCCUGUGGACAGGAUGUCUUUUCUUGGACCAGGACCGAGCAAGACCGGGCCUACGACCUGACCUGAAACCUGCUCAGAGCAUGGGUGUGGAAAGGGAGGGGAGGGAGGUUCAUCACCUCACGUAAGGGACAAACAGGAGUGAUUGUCAAAGAGAGCGAUUAUUUUUUUAAACGAGAGAUAAUUGAGUGGGUAAAGGGGUAUUUUUAGCCUUGCUGUUUCAUGUUGUAAAGUAAGAAGUGGGAGAGAGUCUAUUCUGUUUUUUUUUUCCAAGUCCAACCCUUGCAUCAGUCUUUUGAGUUCUACUGUUAAGUGUUUUUAUUUAUUACAGGGCUGCUAUAAAUGAACAAUUUCAUGAAACCUGUUUAAACAGUAGCCCGGUGACUUGUUUCCUUUUUUCCUUUUACAGCAUUGCAACAGAUUGGCCAUACUUCCCAAAGGGGGGGGGGGGCGAUGCUUUAUGUUUAAUUGUUAAAAGAUGGCGGCAAAAACAAACAAAUCAAUUCUGACAAACGUUUAACACUAACUCAAAUGUUACUCUGCAAUUGCCAACUCAUUGCUCAAGUCAAGAUCCAGUAUGAAUGUACAUUUUUGUAUAGUAUAAAGUAUUAAGAGCCUUGAUGGGUGACUCUUCACCCGUUGUCAUCAAAUCUUAAGGUGGGCCUGCAGAAGGUAUUUGAUGAAGAUUAAAUUCUGUUGGUAGUUUACUCUAAAAGUGAAUUAGUAUUGCCAUACCCUCCUCCUUCAUGUUUUUUCCCCCAUGUUUUUCCUGAUGGGGGACAGGGGGGGGGAAGCUGUGAAAUCAUUCAACCUACUUUGUAACCAAAGAUGCAAAGCUGUGUAAAUUGAUUAUUUUUAAAUGCACACAUGUAUGUUUUUUUUUGUUUUGUUUUUGUUUGUUACUUCCUCCUUCACAAAUAUUUUGUUGCUGUUCAGCAUGUUCUGCAUGAUCUGUAAUCUUUAAACCACUUUCUUACCUCAUUUUUAUUCAGCACUCUUAUUGUAAGAUAGUCUGUGAACAGUGUAAAUGGGGGCGGGGCGGGGGGGAGGGAUGAUGCAGAGUCGGCAAAGAGAAAAAUAACCUAGUGUUACUGACACUAGUCACAGAAAAAUGAAGUGAGCCAUGUUUUGUUCAUUUAAAUGGUGUUUGAAUUUCAUAUGCCAAUAGUUUUGUUACAUUGCAAAUUUUAAUGUAUUUAAAUAAAAGCAAUAUUCAGAUUCCAAAA